AUGGCUACCACCAGCACCUCGCCCUAUUGUGUAUCGCUGGUUUCGAGUUUGGCGGACUCUCAACAUCCAGUUUGUUGUGCCUAUGUUUUGCCAGGUAACUUUUCUUCAUCUCAACCAUUAGAAGCACUGAUGAGAGGCUAUAUUUUCUCCGCCUUCAACGUCGGCCUGCUGCUAAUGCUCAUCACUGGCUUCAUAGCAGACAAGUUCAACGCCAAGUACAUGAUUGUCGCAAGUGUGAGUUUGGCCGUCAUAGCCAAUCUGAUGAUCGCGCAGUUCUCCAUUGUGAGCGUCUAUUUCGCUAUAGCCGGCCGAUUUCUCGUCGGAUUUGCGGAUGCCCUUCUACAACCGGCGGUGAAUUCACUGAUCACUCGGUGGUUCCCAACUGCUGAGCGAAGUUAUGCUUUGGGACUGGCGACGGGUGGACGUCAACUUGGGCGAAAACCGUUGUCUUAUCGUAGAAUUCACCCUCAAGUAGCCCUUCAGAUAGGAAUGCUAGCCUCCAUCUCAGUGCACGUUGGGGAAGUCUAG
Messenger RNA from Ostertagia ostertagi, 528 nucleotides. NCBI's taxonomy places the organism in Eukaryota, Metazoa, Nematoda, Chromadorea, Rhabditida, Trichostrongylidae. The record is from the annotation of a GenBank genome assembly.